AAUCAGCUUUUGUUGUCAAAAAAUAUUUUUAAAAAUACGAGGAAAUCCUUUUAAAUUGUCUUAGUCGCAAGAUGAAGUUUCGAAAGAUGCUGGCGGUUUGGUCGGUAUUGCUGUAUGCAUCGUGUAUUCGUUCCUCACAUGAACUGAAAGAUGUUUUUUUGGCUUCAAUAAAUUCGUUCCGGAAACUUCACGGCUGUCCCAAGCUCCAUCUAAAUGAACAGCUGUGCGCAUCAGCUGAUGCGCAUGCUAAAAUUCUUUGCCAAAACGUUAUUACAGAAACGUCUUACGAUAAUAUGACCUCUGAACUCAUAUGCAGUUCACGCGAUCCAUUGACAUGUGUAGAUGAUUGGCACUACCAAGAAAACUUCUAUGACUAUAAACAAGCUAAAUAUAUUAAAAAGGCCGAAAAUUUUACUCUGAUUAUUUGGAAAAGUUCUAAAGAGUUUGGUCUUGGAAAGUGCUUACAUGAAUCUGGGGUCUUCUUCGUAGUCGUAAAAAUGUAUCCUCGAGGCAAUAUUGAUGGCAGGUUUAAGGAAAAUGUCCCUAAGGAAAUCAAAAAGUCCAGCAGUUCCAGCUCUCUGUAUAAGCCCAUCUCUUACAAAUAUGUUUUGCCGGUAUCUAUAAUAUUGCCAGCUCUUGCAUUUAAACUUUUAUUUUAAGGUAUAAGUCAAGAAUAAUUGGCCUGGUCGUCUCAAAAGAGAGCACACCUGGUAAUAGCCCUCUUGUUAUAUUACAAAAGAAAUAUGAAAAACUGCUAUAUGUUAUAAAAUAUAACAAAAGCGAUAUAAAGAACAUACCCUGCAUCCACCCUGCAUCGGCAUAGCAUAGCACAUUGGGCAGUACUUACCCUUCAGACGAACAAAAAAAAAAAUUUUAACUAAAAUAAGUUUUUAAAUAAAUUUCCAGAAUAAGGUCCUCUUCAUUUUGCGGCAAGGAU
Molecule: messenger RNA, 937 nt
Organism: Drosophila novamexicana
Lineage: Eukaryota; Metazoa; Arthropoda; Insecta; Diptera; Drosophilidae
Product: Golgi-associated plant pathogenesis-related protein 1-like
Exons: 5
Coding region: 72-659 (195 amino acids)
Source: RefSeq, a predicted model, not a curated record